This is a messenger RNA of Plasmopara halstedii, 1011 nucleotides long. RefSeq lists its product as uncharacterized. The record is from RefSeq and is a predicted model, not a curated record. The transcript is spliced from 5 exons. Bases 1 to 1011 code for a protein of 336 amino acids. NCBI's taxonomy places the organism in Eukaryota, Oomycota, Peronosporomycetes, Peronosporales, Peronosporaceae.
AUGGAGGCUUUGGAGUUGACUUCCACGGAUAAUCCAUACUUAGACUUUUAUCGCGAGUUUGUGCGCGAACAUCGUGAAGAAUUAACAGCGGUGUUCGAUCCAGAGUUGAGCGAUGAGGCGCGCUCCGAAAUGUACGCGGCACUGGACGUGAGCGUGGCGAUGAAGUACUCUUGGGCUAUUCCAGAUGAGCGCGCGCUACAGAUCAUCAAACACUACGGGCCGAUUGUAGAGAUGGGGGCAGGGAGUGGGUACUGGGCUCGGCUGCUGCAACUUCGUGGAGUGGAUGUAAUUGCAUAUGAUUUGCGCGUUGCUGGCGAAGAGGAGGAAAAUGAAGUGAAGAGUGAUGUCAAGGAGAAUGGUAAAAGUGCUGCAACAUGUAGAGAAGAGAUCAAUGAAGAUGCACAGGAAAAUAAUGGCGAAGAAAUUUUAGAUAUUGGUGAAGAAGACGUUAAAAAUGGUGAAACCGAUCAACUAAAUGAGGACGAGGAAUUUGAGGACGAACAAGAUGUCGAAGUGGAACAAGUUUACUGGACGAAUGUGCUAAAAGGAACGCCAAAGGACCUGCACAAGCAUACAAAUCGUGCGUUGUUUCUGUGCUACCCUGACGACUUUGAGGACAGCCACGAGUCCAUGGCCAUGAAAAGCCUUUGCAACUAUUUGGGUGAUACUGUGAUCCACGUCGGAGAGCUUUUUGGUCAAACUAUUUGCCUUCCUGGCGUAUGGGGCCGAACGUCUUCUGAAGAGUUCCAGAUUCACCUAGCAACCGUUUAUCAUAAAGUAUUGCAGGUGCCGCUGCCUUCAUGGCACUCCAGCAUUGACACGCUGACAGUAUGGAAGCGUACAAAAUCUUCCAUCACAGAUGGGUCGAUGUAUGCGUUUAUCCCGGAGAACGAGCGAAUAAGUUUAGCUGCUGCAUCCCCGUCCACUCGCCAUUUAUUGUUUCUAGACAACUUGGAUGAAGAAUCGGUCAAACUGAUAAAAUCGACGAAGAGACAAAGAGGACCCGACUAA